GCUGGCGCACUCGGUCGGAGCGGCUUGCGGAAGCUCCAUAUGUAUUCGCGACGAGGAUAAAAUCGAUGCACGGCCGGGAGGGUCCCGCCCCGUUUCCUGCGGUGCCGGACCGAUGCGCUCAAAACCGCAUGUGCACAAACUAUCGCACCUUGAACAGGAUCACGAUCAAGAACAAGUACCCCCUACCUCGGAUUUCCGAGCUCCUUGAUCGUCUUCGUGGAGCCAAGUACUUUACCAAGAUCGACCUUCGCAGUGGCUUCCACCAGAUCCGUAUCCGCAAGGAGGACACCCACAAGACCGCCUUCCGCUCUCGGUUCGGGCACUACGAGUUCCUCGCGAUGCCAUUCAGACUCACCAAUGCCCCUGCUACCUUCCAAUCUACCAUGAACCACAUCUUCCGCAACCCUCCGAAGUCUGUGUCGUCGUCUACCUUUAUGACAUCCUUGUCUUCAGCCCCACCUUCGAGUCCCACCUUCAACACCUCCGCCAAGUCCUCUCGAUCCUCCGAGAGGAAAAAUUCUACGCCAAGCUCAGCAAAUGUACGUUUGGCGCUUCGAGCGUCGAAUACCUCGGCCACAUUGUCUCCGCUAGAGGCCCUCGUCGAGUACCCCCCACCCAAGACCCUCCUCCAACUCCGUUCCGUCCUCGACCUUGCCAACUAUUACCGCUCGUUCAUUCACAACUUUUCCGAGAUCUCUUACCCUCUCCACGAACUCACCCGCAAGGGCGAGCCCUUCCAUUGGAACGAUCGUUGCCAACACACUUUCGACUUACUCAAGCAAACCAUCACCUCGGCCCCUGUCCUCAAGAUCGCCGACCCCACUCGCCAUUUCUAUGUCACCACUGACGCCUCCGACUUCGCCAUYGGAGCCGUACUGUCCCAACAUUUUCCUUGCGACACCGUCGAGACCCCCUCCACCAAGGACUCGCCCACUCACCCCGAGGCUCCACCUGGCGAUUACCCCAUCGCCUUCGCAAGCAAGAAGCUCCUUCCCUCUGAGAUAGAUUACCCCUGCAACAAGAAGGAACUCCUCGCCGUGAUUCAGGCCCUCACAGUCUGGCGCCCUUACCUCGACGGGCAAUACUUCACCACGUUGCUCGCCAUCACGGCCUCCUCGAGAACAUCAUCAGUGACCGUGAUCCUCGCUUUCUCUCACAAUUCUGGAAACACCUCUUCACGGCCUACGGAACCAUGCUCAAUGUAUUUCGCGCCACAUGCACGCAAACCGGUGACGUUCGACAUUUUAGACACGGACUUUGACAUUAUUUUGGGAAUGCCUUGGCUUGCAAGUGCGGAUCACACGGUCAACUUCCACUGGCGGACUCUUACCGUUCGCGACACUUUCGCCGCAGAAGUACCGUGUACUAUUCCUCUUCCGCACCCUUCGAUUCGGCGCCAAGUGGUGACAGCCAAGUCAUUCCGGGCUACUUGUGCUUACGAGCAACCCGACGAAAUCGGCCUAUGUUUCCUACGGACCGUCGUGGUAACCGACUCUUCACCCACGGACUUGUCUUCAGACCCCCGUGUGGUGCGGUUGCUUGACGAGUUCACCGACAUCUUAGAGUCACCUACCGGUGUGGUGCUGGAUCGACCAAUCUCUCACGAGAUCAUUCUUGAGGCCGGUGCUGUGCCGCCAAAAGGUUACAUUUAUCGCAUGAGCGAGGAGGAACUUACGGUCCUUCUCGCGCAACUCGAUGACUUGUUGGACAAGGGCUGGAUCCGCCCUAGUAGCUCUUCAUAUGGAGCGCCAGUUCUCUUUGUAUGGAAGAAGAACAAGGAUUUACGACUGUGCAUCGACUACCGCAAGCUCAACGCGCAAACCGUCAAGAAUGUGAAGCCUCUUCCUCGCAUCGACGAUCUUCUUGAGCGAUUGGGCGGCGCAAAGUAUUUUUCUAAGUUGGAUUUGAAGUCGGGAUAUCAUCAAAUCUCAAUUCGUCGGAAUGAUCGCUACAAAUCCGCGUUCAAGACGCGGUACGGGCAUUUUGAGUGGGUGGUCAUGCCUUUUGGCCUCACCAACGCCCCGACGACCUUUCAAGCGACAAUGACCAACAGGUUCCGUGCGACGUUGGACUGGUUCGUGCUGGUCUACUUAGACGACAUUCUCGUCUAUAGCCGGUCAUUGGAGGAUCAUCUUGAGCACCUUCGAUGGGUGUUGGGGACACUCCGCCACGCCAAGUACAAAGCCAACCGCGACAAGUGCGAAUUUGUCCGGCAAGAGCUGGAAUACUUGGGCCGUUUUGUCACACCGGAGGGCAUCAGUCCGUUGUCGGACAAGAUUCAAGCCAUCCAAGAGUGGUCAGAGCCGCGGAACGUCACGGAUGUCCGUUCGUUCCUUGGCCUUGCCGGCUACUACCAACGUUUUAUCAAGGGAUACUCUAAGAUUGCGGCCCACUUGUCCAAGCUUCAAUGCGAGGAUCGAAUGUUUGACUUGCGCGGGAAUCGUUUUUGGCUUUCAAAGCCGCUCUAUCAUCUGCGGAGGUCUUGCGAAUCUACGACUCACUAUUGCCGACGCGCGUCACUACGGAUGCGUCCAGCUAUGGCAUUCGUGUCGUCCUCGAGCAACACGAUGGCGUGGACUGGCACUCGGUCGAGUACUUCAGCAAGAAAGUGUCCGUCGUGCAUUCCAUUUACGAUGCACGCAAGAAGGAGCUCCGAAGUGCCCGUCGUGCACUCCAUUUACGAUGCACGCAAGAAGGAGCUCCUAGCCUUCGUCCACGCACUCAAGCGGUGGCGGCACUUCCUCCUUGGUCGAAGUCAAUUCCGAUGGGUAACGGACAACAACCCAUUGGUCUUCUACAAGACCCAAGACACCGUCAAUAGCACCAUCGCCCGUUGGAUGGCUUUCAUCGACCAAUUCGACUUCUUUUCCGAUCACAUUCCCGAGAAGUCGAACCGUUUUGCGGAUGCUCUUUCACGACGUCUGGAUCAUUGUACCACAGUCUACUCGACCUUCGAGAUCGGCGACGACCUGCGGGACAGCUUCAUCCGCGGCUACCAAGCCGACCCCGAGUUUCACAACAAGUACGCGAAUUGCUCCUCGCCUAAUCCGACACUUUCUCACUACCGGAUCCAAGAGUGGUACUUGCUUGUCCACACGCGGGGGAAGGACCUUUGCGUACCGAGUGACUCUCACUUGCGUACACGGCUUCUUGGCGAGUUCCACGAUGCCCCCGCCACCAGACACUUUGGAGUCAAUCGCACGAUUGGCCGACUCCGCGAGUGAUUUUGGUGGCCCGGCCUUCUUGACGAUGUCACACGCUAUUGCGAGUCAUGCGAAG
Chara braunii is the source of this 3279-nucleotide messenger RNA. The record is from the annotation of a GenBank genome assembly. Lineage: Eukaryota; Viridiplantae; Streptophyta; Charophyceae; Charales; Characeae.